CAAAGACUGCUGUCGGAUGCCACCUCUGGUCGACGAAGCGCUGUUGCACGGCUGUAGAGAAAUUCAUGGAGGCGAGGAAUUAAAACGGGGAGUGAUCCACGAAAAAGGCAAUUGCUUCAUGGAGUGUGCAAUGAAUGCUACAGGGACCUUGGUAAACGGAGUUUUGGAUCAGACGAAAAUUUUACAGCUCAUUAGUAUCAGUCGAGCUGGCAGCAAUUACGAGUUAGCACAAGUGUUCAGGUCGGCCUCUGUCGCAUGUUUCCAAAGUGCUUCAAUACACAGAAUAUUGCCGAACAAUAACAACGUGAAACACUGUGGCAGUACAGCGGCUAACUUCAUAGGUUGUGUGAAUAUGGAGAUAUUUAAGAUAUGCUUAGAUGACUAUUGGACCAAUACCCAUAGUUGCAACGCUCUGCGAAAUUAUGUACAUUCCUGCUCAGUGCCUACGUAACGAAACAACAUAAUUUUACGAAGGUAUUUAUUAGAAAGUUCUUGAAAUUACAC
Molecule: messenger RNA, 504 nt
Organism: Malaya genurostris
Lineage: Eukaryota; Metazoa; Arthropoda; Insecta; Diptera; Culicidae
Exons: 3
Coding region: 17-451 (144 amino acids)
Molecular function (GO): odorant binding
Source: RefSeq, a predicted model, not a curated record